This is a messenger RNA of Macadamia integrifolia, 2766 nucleotides long. Its product is annotated as disease resistance RPP8-like protein 3. Gene Ontology annotation, biological process: defense response to other organism. The transcript has a single exon. Gene Ontology annotation, molecular function: ADP binding. The record is from RefSeq and is a predicted model, not a curated record. NCBI's taxonomy places the organism in Eukaryota, Viridiplantae, Streptophyta, Magnoliopsida, Proteales, Proteaceae. The coding region runs from base 1 to 2766 and encodes 921 amino acids.
AUGGCUUCAAGCAUCUUUUCCAUUGCUCAGAAGUUAGCUUCGAUGAUAUCAAAUGAAGCUGAUUUCCUCUACGGAGUGCCCGAUCAGACCCAAUUGCUAUGCAACGAGAUCAGUUUGAUGACUUCUGCAUUGCAAGACGCCAAUGAGAAACGCAGAACAGGAAAUGAGGUGAAACAAUGGGUGAACCAGGUUAGAGAUGUUGUGAUGGAAGCAGAGGAUGUGAUUGACUUCUUCAUCUUUCGAGCAGAGCGACAACGGCACAAGAACUUCAUAACCAGGUACAUCUGCUACCCAAAUCAACUAUAUAAUCUCCACAAGUUAGGGAGUGAAAUAGAAAGUUCCAUUAAAAAGAUGAACCAGCUUUCAGUUAGGAGAUCUACUUUGGGGCUUGCAACUUCAGAGGUUGCAGGGCAAGGUUCAGUUGGUAUGAUCACCAAUGAACAAGGCGUUCUACCUUUUCUACGACGGGGAGAUCUUGUGGAAGAAUUCUGUGUCAUCGGAUUUGAAAAGGAAGAGAAAGAAAUAGCUAAGAAGUUGCUAACACCCAUAAAGCUGGCCCCGGGGCCCUGUCCUAGUGUUGUUUCAAUAGUAGGAAUGGGUGGUAGUGGCAAAACCACCCUUGCUAGAAGGAUCUAUAGAAGAUAUGAUGUUAAGGAGCAUUUUCAGACUCGUGCCUGGAUUUCUGUCUCUCAACAAUACAAUUUACAAAAUCUUCUCCAGGUCAUUAUAGAACAGAUCCAACCCCUCACCCAUGAGGGGAAGAAGGAACUAAAGGAGCAAAAUGUGGAAAGCUUGAUCCAUAGGCUCUCAAGUCACUUGAAAGAAACAACCUACCUAAUUGUGUUCGAUGACUUAUGGAGGCUUCAAGACUGGAACAUGUUGAAACAAGCCCUUCCAGUCCAGGGAGAAAGAUAUCAAAGUAGGGUGAUGGUUACCACUCGCAUCGAAACUGUAGCAAGAUGUGCAGAUCCCACCACGACUCCCUAUUUCCAGCGCCUUUUGGACGAAGAUGAGAGUUGGAAGCUCUUCUUGAUAAAGGUGAUGACUCGUAAGGAUGCAGAUUGCCCUGAAGAUUUAAAGGAUUUGGGAAGGAAACUUGUCCACAAGUGUUGUGGAUUGCCACUAGCCAUUGUCGUAUUAGGUGGUCUCUUAUCCAUUAAACCAAAGAAUCAUAAUGCCUGGUCCAAGGUUCUUGAUAGCAUAAAUUGGGAGCUAAAUCAGAAUGAAGGGAAUUGCCAACAAGUAUUGGCUUUGAGUUAUACAGACCUACCGGAUCAUUUGAAGCCUUGUUUCCUCUAUUUAGGUAUUUUCCCAGAAGACUCUGAAAUUCGGCGUCGUAGGUUGAUCUGGCUAUGGGUGGCAGAAGGAUUCAUACAACCAAGGGGACGCUUGAUGAUAGAAGAUGUGGCCGAGGAUUACUUGGAGGAGCUCAUCCAAAGAAGCAUGAUUCAAGCAACCAUCCGAAGUUAUGAUGGUCGUGUCACAUUUCUCCGUAUCCAUGAUCUUGUUCGAGAUCUAGCAAUUACAGAAGCUAAGCAGGAGAGAUUUCUUGAAGUUCUUGGGAGUGAUAAUUUGAUUUCCCCAAAUAAACCUCGUCGGAUUUCCAACAUUGAAUAUACUGGAGGCAUGUAUGGUGGUCUAGCUAAUCAUCCUCGUUCCUUAUUGUGCUUCUCUAGAGAUAUUGAGAUAAACAUGAUCAGGAUGAAGUCUUUUUAUGGAGCCAUGAAACUACUUAGAGUCUUAGAUCUUGAGGAAGUGUAUCUUGGUGAUACACCUAGUAGGUUACUCGAACCAAUUGGAAAGCUCAUCCUCCUUAAGUACUUGAGCUUUCGAUGUACCUAUGUAAGAGAACUUCCCUCUUCAAUAGGAGACCUACAGAAUUUACAAACAUUGAGUUUAAGUAGUACUCGUCUCAGACAAGUGCCUAAGAUGAUAAUGAAACUGCAGCAUCUAAGAAAUCUUACUAUAUCUAGUUUUGUUAGACUUGAACCCCAAAGCUUUGAUAGCCCUCUUGAUCACAUGGUGGAGUUGCAGACAUUAAUGAUAGGUGUAGGAAAAUGGAUGUAUGGUAUGGACAAGUUGACUAAUCUGAGAGCACUACAUAUAGUUUCUACAGGUCUCUCUUCAUAUAAAGAUACAUUGUUAAAUGCCAUCCCCAAAUUGAACCACCUUCGGGGUCUUUCUCUGUUUGGAGACGUUUUUGAGCCAGUAGUCCUUCCUAUUUCAUUUUCUGAACACUUGGAGCUCUAUCAUAUGGAAUUACAAGGAAUAAUUGGAAUUCAAGAUUUUCCCUCCAAUCUUACUACCUUAAUAUUGAGAUUUCAGAUAGGACAACACAUGGAGGAACUGAUGGAGAACCUAAAGAAGCUGCCCAAACUAAGGUGCCUCAUCUUGUUUCAGGCAUAUUUAGGAUUCAAAAUCAUUUUCUCUGCUGAUGGGUUUCGUCAACUUGAGGAAUUAGGGUUGAUUAACUUAGAUGACUUAGAGGAGUUCAUGGUGGAAGAAGGAGCAUUACCAAACCUUAGGAUUUUGAGGAUUGUACGAUGUUCUACGUUAGGAAGGCUUCCACAUGGGUUGAAACAAGUAGUCACUCUUCAAGAAUUUACUUUGUCAGGUGUGUCACAAGAGCUGGAAGAUAGGGUCAUUGAAGAUGCAGGAGAAGAUUGGGAGAUCAUCAAACACAUACCCUCCAUUAGAACUAAAUCAAAAUGGACUAAUUCAGAAUGCAUGAAGGAUGUUCAACAAUUUUCUGAUCAAUGGUCUUGA